Messenger RNA from Perognathus longimembris pacificus (Pacific pocket mouse), 1232 nucleotides. It is a transcript of the gene Id2, whose product is annotated as inhibitor of DNA binding 2. The record is from RefSeq and is a predicted model, not a curated record. NCBI's taxonomy places the organism in Eukaryota, Metazoa, Chordata, Mammalia, Rodentia, Heteromyidae. Bases 122 to 526 code for a protein of 134 amino acids. Gene Ontology annotation, biological process: circadian regulation of gene expression; negative regulation of transcription by RNA polymerase II; cell differentiation. The transcript has 3 exons. Gene Ontology annotation, cellular component: nucleus; cytoplasm. Gene Ontology annotation, molecular function: transcription regulator activity; protein dimerization activity.
GGGGCCGGUGCGGAGCGCGGUUGCUCGGCGGCAGGCGGCGGCGGCGGCGGCGGCGGCCUGAGCUCCCUCCCGGGCAGCGCUCUCCCCCUCCCGGUCUCUUUUCCUUCCCACCGCGGCCAGCAUGAAAGCCUUCAGCCCCGUGCGGUCCGUCCGGAAGAGCAGCUUCUCGGACCACAGCCUGGGCAUCUCCCGGAGCAAGACCCCGGUGGACGACCCGCUGAGCCUGCUGUACAACAUGAACGACUGCUACUCCAAGCUCAAGGAGCUGGUGCCCAGCAUCCCGCAGAACAAGAAGGUGAGCAAGAUGGAAAUCCUGCAGCACGUCAUCGACUACAUCCUGGACCUGCAGAUCGCCCUGGACUCGCACCCCGCCAUCGUCAGCCUCCACCACCCGAGGCCCGGGCCGAACCCGGGCUCCCGGACGCCGCUGACCACGCUCAACACCGACAUCAGCAUCCUGUCCCUGCAGGCCUCCGAAUUCCCUUCCGAGUUGAUGUCCAGCGACAGCAAGGCGCUCUGCGGCUGAGCCCACGUCUUUUACAGGUGGUUCAGGACUUUCUGCUUUUAAUUUUCUUUUUGCACAACAACACGAAGUCCGCAGAGUCCCCUUCACGGCGCUGAACUUUACUUUUUCAACCAUUUCGCCCGGAGAACACCCAGUUGAAUGGACUUUUUUUUUUUUUAAGAAAAAGAAAGAAAAGCAAGUGAAAGGAAAACUAGGAGGGGGGGACCGUCUUGUCUUCCCAGGGGGCUCGCUCCUUCUCUGGCCUGGACUGUGAUACUUGUUAUUUAUGAAAAAGACUCUUAAAUGCCCUUUCUGCAGUUGGAAGGUUUUCUUUAUAUAUACUAUUCCCACCAUGGGGAGUGAAAAAAAAAAAAAACGUUAAAAAUCACAAGGAAUUGCCCAAUCUUAGCAGACUUUGCCUUUUCUCAAAGGUGGAGCGUGAAUACCGGAAGGAUUCAGUGUUCAGUUACUUAAAUGAAGUCUUUUGGUCAAAAUUUACUUUUUGACCCAAGCCUACUGAAUGCUGUGUAUAUAUUUAUAUAUAAAUAUAUAUGUAUAUUGAGUGAGACCUUGUAAACUCUUUAAUUAGAGUUUUCUUGUAUAGUGGCAGAGAUGUAUAUUUCUGCAGGAAAAUGUAAUGAUGUACUUAUUCGUGCUAAACUUUUUAUAAAAGUUUAGUUGUAAACUUAACCCUUUUAUACAAAAUAAAUCAAGUGUGUUUAUUGAA